AUGUGCGGAAUUCUUCGUCUCAACUGGGUCUGCGAGAAUCAGAGCUGCCGCCGCCUCAUCGAGUCGGUCGUGUUGUACAUGGUCUGUGACGAGGCUAUCGAGAUCCGCAAGUGCCCGCACCUUUAUCCCAACAAGGUGGCUGGCAUGGACAUCAACAAAUGCAACCUCACGCCUCACGGCCUGUGUGGCACAGACAACCACUCCUACGGCACUCACUGGAUCCACGAGACUCAGUGCCGAAUCUGCAUCGAGCAGGCGGCUCAGGACAACAAUGCGCGCCUGAAGCUCGAGCGGGAGUCGAUCAAGAAACGCCUGGAGCUCGCCCAUCCUGCUCGCCACUAUCUGGCCAGCAUGUACAGCAACCACCCCCUCGACCCUCUCUGCCUCAUGCCCGUCUAUGACAGCACUUGGAAGCCUGGCAAUCGCUGGGCUCCUCGGGAUUGA
Messenger RNA from Phaeoacremonium minimum UCRPA7, 444 nucleotides. RefSeq lists its product as hypothetical. The record is from RefSeq and is a predicted model, not a curated record. The transcript has a single exon. The coding region runs from base 1 to 444 and encodes 147 amino acids. Lineage: Eukaryota; Fungi; Ascomycota; Sordariomycetes; Togniniales; Togniniaceae.